UGAGUCGACUCAGCACAAAACAUUCUAAAUUCAUUAAGCAACAUUGAUUAAACGGUUCCUGCAAGAUUAGGAAUAAAAAAACAACAUUCACUUCCUUUUAUUAUGUAACUUGAUAUGUCUUCUGGGCUUAAGGGAUGAUUAACCCAAGUUUUUUUGUGGUUGGUCCAAGAUUACAGAAGACCUGACUUCUUAUCAGUUACUGGCACUUGACAGGAGCUACUUGGUUUCAUCGUCCUGUUGGCAUAAGCUUCGGAGGAAUUUCCAGCUGAACAUCACUUCUGACCAGUGUGGCACUGGCUACAUAGCUCUCUAAGCGCAAUUUCCAAAUCAUGCCGGGCAGCGGAGGUCCAGUUGCGACAUUCUCAGUAUGGGACUAUGUGGUGUUCGCCGGCUUGAUCCUUUUUGCUGCCGGCAUAGGCUUGUUCCAAGCCAUACGUGGACGCAAGGAGACCAACAGUGAUGAGUUUCUCCUGGGCGGCCGUCAGAUGACCGCAGUUCCUGUGGCUUUGUCCCUUACGGCUAGUUUUAUGUCAGGUAUCACUGUUAUUGGUACCCCUGCAGAGGCGUAUAUGUACGGCACGGCAUUCUGGCUCUUCGUCUUCUCCUAUGCCAUCAUGUCCAUUAUCAGUGCUGAAAUCUUCGUGCCUCUGUUUUACCGGCUGAGGAUCACCAGCACAUAUGAGUACUUGGAGAUGCGUUUUAACAAGCUGCUACGAGUGAUUGGAACCAGCAUGUAUAUUGCUCAAACUGCUUUGUACACAGGCAUGGUUAUCUAUGCUCCUGCACUCGCACUUAAUCAGAUCACCGGUCUGGAUCUGUGGGGAGUGCUAGUGGCAACAGGGGCAGUCUGCAUCAUCUACUGUACCCUGGGAGGGCUGAAGGCAGUGAUAUGGACCGAUGUGUUUCAGAUGAUCAUCAUGUUGAGUGGGUUUGUGGCGAUAAUCGCUCGUGGAGCUGUGCUGCAGGGGGGAUUAGGGAAGAUCUGGAAUGACAGCUACCAUGGAGGACGUUUGGAAACAUUCAGUUUUGAUCCUGAUCCUUUGAGACGUCAUAGUUUUUGGACAAUCGUUGUGGGUGGCAGUCUGAUGUGGGCAUCCAUGUACUCGAUCAACCAAUCACAGGUCCAGCGCUACAUUUCCUGUAAGACAAUAACUCAUGCGAAGCUAUCUCUGUAUUUGAAUAUGGUGGGAUUAUGGGUCACUGUGAGUUUGGCCAUGCUCUCGGGUCUCACCAUGUACUCCAUCUAUAAAGACUGUGAUCCUUUCACCAACAAAGAUGUAGGAGCAUCAGACCAGCUCCUUCCUUAUCUGGUGAUGGACAUACUAGCAGAAUUCCCAGGACUGCCUGGAUUGUUCGUGGCUGCAGCUUACAGUGGAACAUUAAGUACGGUGUCGUCGAGUAUCAACGCUCUGGUGGCUGUCACAGUGGAGGACUUUAUGAAGCCAGCAUGGCCCUGGCUGACAGAGAGACAGCUGUCCUGGAUCAACAUGGGCAUGAGUGUAUUCUAUGGAGCUGUAUGCAUCGGUAUGGCUGGUGUUGCGUCCUUGAUGGGCAAUAUACUGCAGGCAGCUUUGUCCAUAUUUGGUAUGAUCAGUGGACCUCUCUUUGGGCUUUAUAUGCUGGGCAUAUUCUUCCGCUGCGUGAACUCCACUGGAGGUUUAGUUGGUUUGAUUUCUGGCCUGACUAUAACGUUAUGGGUGGGAAUUGGAGCUCAGGUGUAUCCUCCUUUACCUGAGAAGACCCUUCGGCUUCCCUUGAGUGUAAAAAUACGCUUCACACCACACAAAAAAAAAAACAACAAUAACACAACACACAACACACACAAACAAACCACAACUCCACAGGCAAGACCAGCUUUGGCAGACAGCUGGUAUUCUUUGUCCUACCUAUACUUCUGCCCUGUAGGCAUAAUAGUGACCAUGGUCACAGGACUAAUAGUCAGUGCAAUCUCAGGUGGCUGUAAGCAGGAGAAAGCUCGACCUGAACUCUUUAUUGGAAAAUCAGAUCUCAUCUGCUUUGGAUGCAGAAGCUCAGACUCAGAGGUGUCAGACUUAAUUGAGAAAGACCCAAAAAAUAUCCAGGGUCUGGAGAGUCCAGUUUUCGGCGACAAUGAAAUUGCACUGAAAGAGAAAGACUACAAGGAGAAGAUCACUAAGUUUUAGAUGUGAAAAACAAAUAGAUUUUUUGGAUAUGAUGUAAAUAGUAAAUUAUGACUGUAUUUUUGUAUGUUGAAAUUAAGUGAUGAUGGUACAUUCAAUCCUUUCAAACAUUUCCAUAAGAGAAGCAAGAAAUUAAUGUUAAGCAUGUCUUUUUAUUCCAGUAGGCUACAUUAUACUGUAUAUUGAACUGUUCUUAUAAACUACAUCAAUUUUUUGCGAUUUUAAUUAUCAGGUUUUGUAUUAUUUACACAGGAAUAUUUAGUAAAAGUUUCUGUAUUAAAUCUGAAUUAUUCUGAAAUAAAAUUUGACAAAUGUUUA
Cyprinus carpio (common carp) is the source of this 2477-nucleotide messenger RNA. Its product is annotated as sodium-coupled monocarboxylate transporter 1-like. Gene Ontology annotation, biological process: sodium ion transport; propanoate transmembrane transport. NCBI's taxonomy places the organism in Eukaryota, Metazoa, Chordata, Actinopteri, Cypriniformes, Cyprinidae. Gene Ontology annotation, molecular function: organic acid:sodium symporter activity. The record is from RefSeq and is a predicted model, not a curated record. Gene Ontology annotation, cellular component: membrane.